Acanthamoeba castellanii str. Neff is the source of this 7329-nucleotide messenger RNA. RefSeq names its product tetratricopeptide repeat domain containing protein. Gene Ontology annotation, molecular function: protein binding. The coding region runs from base 1 to 7329 and encodes 2442 amino acids. The record is from RefSeq and is a predicted model, not a curated record. Lineage: Eukaryota; Discosea; Longamoebia; Acanthamoebidae. The transcript has 35 exons.
AUGGAAGGCUGGGAGGAGGACUUUGUGAUCAGUAGCGGUAGUGACGAAGAGGCAGAGGACGAACCCCUCCAGGUUAUUGGAGUGCGCGCCGACCCGACCAAUGGCGAAAGCUGGGACAGCGAUUUCGACUUCAGUGAUGAUGAGGGCCCUGCUGCAUUGGGGCUGAAUCACGUCACGGCGGCGGCCGUGAAGCCGUCUCGAGACGGCGUAGCAGGCCCGCCCGCUGCUCUGGGCAGUGGAAGCGUGGCCGUGGCGGCCGUGGCCGAGGGACUCGCGUCCGAGAGCAGCAGCGAGACGGGGGCGUGGGGCCAGCUGGUGGCCGGCCUCGAAGCGCUGCUCGCCACCCUGCCGCCCCCACCUGCCGCACCUGCUGCCGGCGCGUCCGCCGCCGCUGCCGAGACCAGCGACGACGAGGACUGGGACCAGGAGCUCCUGGCCACCGCCGCGGCCGACGCGCCGUUGACGCUGCGCAAGCAAGGUCCGCACAUCGUCGAGGACGAUGGCGAAGAAGAGUGGGAGAGGGACAUCGUGAUCGAGGACAGCGACGAUGACGAUGGCGCGACGAAUGCGAAGAAUGCUGGAGGAGGCGGCGCUGGCGUCGGCGGCGGUGCGGUGGGUGGACUUGUUGCGGACGAUAACAACGAGCUGGUGAUCGAAGACAGUGACGACGACGAAGCUGCGGGCCGCAGUGGUGGGGCAGCAGCGGCGGCGGCGGCGAAAGGCGCGGAGCAGAGCGGCAGUCGGGAACAACGCAGUGGUACGGUGCUGCCAUCGCCGCUCAAGCCCGACCCCUGGAACACGGACUUGGAAAACCACGAGGCCCAGCUCAGCGAAGCCCAGAGCAACGGCGACAAGGCCGGCGAGGUGCGUGCACACCGCGACAUUGCCGACCUGUACAAGCAAAAGGCCCAGUGGCACAAGGCCCUCGCCAGUCUGAAAGCUGCGCACAAGCUGGUGGUCAGAAUGCGUGCGCAGGCCAAAGAUGGUCCGGACCAGACGGAGGCCGAGCUGUUGUACGAAAUCGGUGAGACCGCGCGCUCGGGCGGAGACAUGCUCGAGGCCGAGGAGUACCUGCACAAGGCUCUCGAGGCCUCCCACAAGUUGGCCGACCCGCUGUACCAGCUGGGCCUCUCGUCCGCGGCCUCGCACCGCCCGCUCCGCGCGACCGUGUGCUUCUCGAACCAGCUCAAGUCCCUCGCCCCGACGCAGGACUGGGACGGGUUCGCCAAGGGCUGCCUCGAGAUCGGCAAGAUCCUCAAAACAUCCGGUCACACUGAGCUGGCCCGCAGCUUCCUGGACCGAGCAGUCAACUACGCCCUGGCGAAAUCCAUUAAGGAGGAGGCGCUCGCGCUGUUACGCAGCAUUCCCCGGAUCACGCGGAGAGCGACUGCUGAAUCGGACUCGGGGGAUGCCGAAGACAAGGACGAGGCCGACAACGAAUCCGAGUCUGAGUCGGACUGGGAGGCCGAGCUUAACCUCUCUGACAGCGACACGGCCCCGUCGGGCCGCAAGCUGGGCCUCGACCUCGAUGGCAUGGACGCCCAGGGAGAAAUGGCGCGGAAGCCCACCGAGGAGAGCGUGCGAGGAACGCUGCCGCCGCGCUACAAGCUCAACACCGACGACGACCAGCACGUCGAGAUCCAAAAGUCGGUGCUAAUGUGGAUCGGUGUGUUGGCGCUACCAACCAACCUCAGGUUCCCCAAGCCCACGUUUUUGUAUUCGCUGCGGACGAAGGAGGGCGAAAGCUACCUGCACGAGCGCGAGUUGGUGUCGUGGCUCGAGACGAUCGUGACCAAGCGGCCGCUGGUCCUCACCGACCAGAUCCUCACCAUCACCUCCGCUGAGUUCUGCGCCUCUGUCGCUGCGUACGAGAAGUUUUCGGAGGACUGGGUGCGAGCGUACACGGAUUUCUGCUGCACGUCCUACGCACAGCGCAAGAGGGACGAGUGUUGGGCGACUCUUCGUCACUUCUUCGGAGCCUACGGCGACCGCAAGCACGACGCGUCGUCGGCCGCGCCGCUGCCGCAGGAGGUCGACUCGAUUCUGCUGCUCGUCAACCUCGCCGCCAAGAUGUGGACCGACGACAAGGAAAAGGAGUUUGCCGGCUUUCUCAAGACCGUGCGCAAGUUUUUGCCGCAGGCGGCCAGCCUCCUCGCCCUCAUCCACACCGAGACACACAGCCAUCACGGGGGCGGAGAGAAGUUUGGAGUGGUGGCUCGGUUCCUGGACAUCUACCAGCGCACGAACGCGGCCGCGGCGCCCACGACUGCGGCCCCGCUCGUCUCCGGAAUAUACGGCGGCGUGCUGGACAACACCUACCUCCAGGCCAUCGCCCUGACCGACCUCCACCUCCACCUCAACUACAUCUCGCCCCUCACCACGCUCAAGCUCCAAAGCGAGGAAGCUACAGAGUAUCAUGAGCAGACGUGCACGGUGAACGACUACCAGUCCGACGGCGAAAUGGAAGAGGAGGCGCCCAUGGAAGGGGCCGAGGACGACUGGUGGGCCGACGAGGACGGGGCCGGCGCUGGGGGCUCGGCGAGCGGAGACGACAGCGAGCGAGCUUCGCUGACGGUCGACGUGUUCGAUUCGGACGUGCGAGCCAAGGAGCUGCAGGACCUCUACCUCAGGCUCCCCCUUGGUUGGUACAAGGCGAAAGCGGCGUAUGCGCUUGGCAACUUUUACGUGGGCUCGGCCGAGUCUGCGGCGGGCUCCGCCGAGGAGACUGCACUCGGCGAGCGCCUUUUGUUCGAGGCCGUCUACAUCCUCGAUCGGUGCCCCAACGCGAGCGAGGGCUGCUCUGCGAUUGCGUCGGAGCUGGGCACCAACGCGCUUCUCUCCUACGCAGCGGUGCUGAUGCGCAACUACAAAUACAUCUACGCCAUUCGGGCCUACCACUCGGCCCUGGUCUGCCUGCACCUGCGGAACAAGCGCGACGCGUACUACUCUCUGCUGCACCAGCUCGCCGAGGUGUCGCGCGCCCACAACGACCACCCGCGAUCCCUCGACUACCUCCACCAGAUGCUCCAGAAGUACACCGAAGAGGGCAAGAUCAACGAGAUCUUGUAUGUGUCCGACAUGCUGAGCAAGCAGUACUCUGAAAUCGGACUCUACACUCACGCCGAGGCACACAUUCAGAUGGCGUACGAGCUUCUGGAGGCGCAGGGCGGCGGGGCCGACGCGCGCAAGCUGCGGGUGGUGCUCGACGCGGCCACGCUCUACCUGGAAUCGGGCCAGCUGAACCGCGCCAUCGAGCUUCUGUCGCAUCUUAUCCUCCUCCACCAGCUGCAUGUCCAGGAGCUGGGCCGCGAGAAGUACCGCGGCGCGCUCACGCUCCUCGCCGAGGCCUACAUCAAGAAGCGCUGGUUCGCCGAGACCCAGUGCGUGCUCGAUCGCCUGGCCAAGGAGCCGCUCCACCCCUUCCGCCCCACCACCGACACCGCCUUCGACCCCGGCAUGCGGGAGAGCUCAAAGUAUUGGCACUUGCGGGCGUCGAACUACAUGCAGGGCUCGCUGCACGGGGAGGCGCUGGCCUGCGUCGACCUGGCCAUUCGCGCGUGCUCCAAGCAGUCGCUGGGUUUGCUGGGCCGCUACUACUAUCUGCGCGGCAAGAUCCUCCAGGAAAUCAUUCGGAAUCCGCCUCAGAUGCCGACAACGCUGCCGGCGCCCAAUCUGGACGAGGACACCGUGCGCUACAUCCUCUACUUGGGCGAGAAGGGCCGUCCCACCGUCGAGCCCACGCUCUACACCUGCCCUGGUGAUGUGCUGCAAGAGGCGGUGUCGUCGCUGGAUCGGGCCUACGACUACUUCCUGGCCGUGGGCGACGAUCUCCAGCUCUCCAAAACCCUGUCGCGCAUCGCCGAGGUCUAUCUCGACCACCUCUUCGUGCACGUCGCGCUGCUUCGCGUCCCCUACGAGGAACGGGCGCGUUUGACUUCGUUCUCGCUGUCGGACAUGGCGCGCAAGCCGGGCACGAUGGACGACGAAGAGGAGGAGGGCAAGGACGUAUUUAUCUCCUUCGACACCAUCGAGGGUCCCGCGGAAACGUGCCUCGACAUCUGCGCCGAGACCUGCAACGUCAUGCUCAUGCUCACCGGGUACAUGAACAUGGCCGAGCUGCGGUAUCUGCAGGACUCGAUCGGCGACAGCCUGGCGUUCUGGCGCGAGUGUAAAGACCAAUUUUUGCUGUUAUUUAUGGACGGGUCGCGCUUCAUGGCCGACAACGCCCCUCCCACCCUGCUCGGCCGCGCGCUGCAGCUGGUCAAGCGGCUCCUUCGCUUCAUGCUCUGCUUCGACGUCGAACUCAUCAACAAGUGGCUGACGUCAGCAUUCUUUAAUGUGGCGGUCGGACAGAACCUGAUGCUGAUCGACGCGUACCUCCUGCUGGAGCGGGAGCUCGAGCAGACGCGCAAGCGGUCCUACAACCUGCGCCUGCCGACGGACGCGGACGCGCCCAGCGCGCUGGCCCAGGUCACGCGGCUCAUUUGCACACCGGCACACAAGGACCUCAACGGCGUCAUCGGCCACAAGCGGAAGCGCUACCCCUCCUUCACCUCGCGCGAUGGGGGCAACCUCAACUUUGAUUCCGUCGACGACGAGGAAAAGCAGAAGAACGGCGUCACCACGCCUUCGCAGUCGUCGUCGUCAUCGACGUCGGGCGGAGCUUCGGCAUCUUCAUCGUCGUCGUCUCAGUCAUCAUCGGCGGAGGCGAGCGCCGCGGCCGCAUCGGCGCUCGCGGCGUCGUCGGUCGGCGAAGGCGGCGGGGCGUGGGGCAAGCUCCGGUGGAUCAAGAACUGUAUAAACAAAUAUGUAAAUGGCCGCAUGUCGCAGGAGGAGAUGCUCGCCACCAACCGCGCCUCCCUGCGCGCCCUGGCCCGCGAGCAGCACCAGGCCCGCCUCCUCCGCCGCCAGAACAACCGCCAGCCUCUCAACGGCGAGGGAAAGGUGGGAGCGCAGCCGGUGACGUUCGGGAAGAAGCUGGGGAAGGGCGUGAGCAUCCGCGGGCGGGGCACGUUCAUGCGGCUGCUGCAGGAGAAGCGAUCGUCGUCGUACGCCUUCAACGAGCUCAUCGUGCAGAGGCCGGCCCUCUCGCAGCUGGUCUACAUGUUCGUGCUGGACAACGCUCUCGUGGCCUACGUCCCCGCAUCCGGCAAGAAGCGCAUCCAGCAGCUGGCAGGGCGAGUCGAGGCCUCGGGACCCAUGUCCAACGAGGAAAAGGGCGAGCUGCCGGUGUCAGUGCAUCUGAUGGUGGACGAGGCCGAGUCGGUGAACUUCACCAUCAGCCCGGGCGCGUCGCUCGACGCGCUGGUGCGGCAGCUCUACGCCCACCGGGACUGGCAAUCGCGCAGCGACAUCGGCGCGCCGGCCACGACCGACUCACCGCUGCCUUCGCCCCUGUCCUCCUCGCCGCCUGAGCUCACGCCCAAGCGGGAGCGGUCGACGUCGGGCAACAAGCACAACAAGUUCGGGUCGGUGUCGAAGGCGCUCCAGCUGCAGCCCCGCAUCCAGUUCCGCCAGGCCAGCGCCUCCUUCUACCCGCUCUUCCAGCAAUGGCUCGAAUUCUUUGGCCAAAAGGAAACGUUCCAGCCUCUGCCGGGUUCGAGCGGGGCCGAGAAGGAGCGCACGCCCAUGGAGAAGAUCGGCAAGCGCGGCCACCGCAGGAGCAAGUCCUCGACCUUCACCGCUCCCGCCCUCUCCAACUCCAGCGACGGUGUCGCGUUCAACCCGGCUGCGGGGGCGGUGCCGCCGUGCGUGUUCCUCGCCAAGCGGGUCUACGCCGCAGAGAGCGGCGAGGGCGCCGGCGCCGGCGGGUCGGGCUCGCGGGCCGCCGGCUCCGGCUCGGGCUUCGUGCCGCUGUGCGAGCUCAUGAAGUCGCCCCUGUCCGACUGCUUCUCGGCCAAGGAGAUCGCCACCGCCACCCAGGCCUGCCCGCUGCGGCUCUACCUCUACUUUGCCGACUCAGCCCCGUCGCUCACCCACCUCACGUCGCCGUCGGCCGGCGCGCCGGCCGCGUCGCGCAAGAUCUGCUUCUCGGAGGUCACCCUGGCCUACCUGGCCUCGCUGGUCUCCCACCCGCCGCCGCCCGGCCUGCUCCACAAGAUCAAGACCAAGGCCGACGAGCCCCUCGCGCCCCUCCCCGAACUCGCCCACUCGGCCCUCGGCGAACUCACCAGCGUGUUUUCGUCGGUGUUGGAGAUUAUGCCGGCGUCGGGCCAGAGCUCGGCGGGCAUCGUGCCGGUGGACCUGCCCGUGGCCAAGUCGACCAGCGGCUUCUUCUCGGCCCGCUUCCGCCGCUUCACCUCGUCCUCCUCGCACGGCCUGCCCGCCGCCACCCGCGCCAUCUCCGCCACCCCGCCUGUCAUCAUCCCGUGGGAGCUGCUGCUCCACGACGCCGUCGUUCGCUCGUUCUCGCUGCACGGCCUCCUCCACUCGCCCGCCCUGAAACCGAGGAAGCUGCUGCGCGGCGAAGGUCCGGCGUCGAUGUCGGUGUCGGCGGCGGCCCUGGCGGCGAUGGGCCAGCAGAUCCCGCGCUUUGUGCUCGCCUUCUCUCACCUGGCGCCCGCCCACCACCACGCGGCCAUGGUGCUCCCCUCGCCAGGCGGCGGCCCGUCGUCGGCGCUCAUCACCGCCAGCCCGGUGCCCGUCACGGCCCGCGGCAGCCGCGAGCGCGGCGGCGGAGGCCCCGGCAGCGAAGCCCGCUUUGACGACGAGGCCGAGGGCCGCCAGGUCGAGUGGGUCGUGGGCAACGCGCUCCACGGGCUGCGCGUGUGGCCCGAGGGUCCGGUCUACGGCAGCGAGGCCGGCUUCGGCUGGCCCCACGCCUGCGCCCUGACCGCCACGCCCAAGCUCGUCUCCAAGUACCGCAAGAAGCUGCGCUCGCUUGCCUUUGUUGACCUCGCGCCCGUCAUCGCCGCCGCCGCCGCCACCAGCGCUACGCCGUCGGCCCUGGCCGAGGCCGUUGUGGGCGGCGCCGGAGACAGCGGAGCCCGCGCCGGCGAGUGGUCGGUGUGUCUGAUGGGCUACGGCGAGCUGGUCGACGGCCACCCGCUCGUCACGGAGCUCGCGCGCCGCGGGUGCACGCUGCUCUUCGUGCCGCCGUCGCACGUGAAGGAGAUGGCCGAGCGGCUGUCGAAGCUGGGCGACGCGCUGCGGGCCUCGCGCAUGCGGCCGGGGAUGGGCACGGCGGGCGCGGUGCCGCCCUCGCUGCCCUACCUGCUCCUGGCCGCCAUGUCCGGCUUCCACGAGGAGUUCCUCCUGCCCAUUGCCAUCAUCAACCCACCAUCCGCCACCACCACCGCCACCACCUCGCCCGCCGUCACCGGCAAGUGA